GAAUACAGAGGACGGGGACAUCUCUCUGGUGGGUUCCUGGUAUUAGGUGGCUCCAUCAUAUCCUUGUGUCCUUCUGAAAACUCCUCCAUCACUCCAUACUCCUCAUCCUCCUCUUUAUACUCUUCUUUAACAUCAAUAUUCUCAUCCCCGAGGAUUCCACUCUGAAAGAUAUAAUAAAACAUUCAUUGUAACAAACAUGCUGUGUAUAAAUCACAACUACCAAUAAUUGUCAUCAUCUACCUGAUGAUGGUGAGGGGGUGGAUCCUCCUCUCCUCUUACCCGGUGAUGUGAGGGGCGGCUGAUUGUCCAUCAUGACGUCCUUGUAGAGAUCCUUGUGUCCUUCUAAAUACUCCCACUCCUCCAUGGAGAAAUAGACAGUGAC
Molecule: messenger RNA, 382 nt
Organism: Staurois parvus
Lineage: Eukaryota; Metazoa; Chordata; Amphibia; Anura; Ranidae
Source: the annotation of a GenBank genome assembly